CAAAUCAAUCGUAUGUAAUGACCACCGUUCGUGAAUUCGUCCUGGACGAUCUGUUCAAGUUCAACCACAUAGCCUUCGAUCCGUUGGUGGAGGUGUAUUCUCUGCCCUUUUUGUUCCCGAAAAUAAUCGAGCACCCCGAGCUGGCCCUUUCGGUAGUGGCUCCAGAUAAUCGGCUCAUGGGCUUCGUCCUGGGCUGCCGCAUUGUGGAUACCGAAGAGACUAUUGGCGAUGGAAAGGAUCUGGGCUCGAGUCACGGCCACGUUUCCUCAUUAGCAGUAUCAAACGAUUAUCGUCGCCUGGGUCUGGCCACCCUACUUUUGGAGAAUCUACGGGACAAGAUGAACCACAGGAACGACUUGUUCAUGGAUCUCUUUGUGAGGGCGAAGAAUGAGCAUGCCAUCCGAUUGUACGAGUCCUUGGGAUAUGUCAAGUACCGCUGGCUGCCCCAAUUCUAUGCCGAUGAUCAUGGUUACGAUAUGAAAUUGCCGCUUUCUAAAGAUGUCGAGCGAAAGUCCUUGGAAGGAAUUACUAUAAACAAGCUCUAUAGCUUUGGCGAUAUGCUACUCUAUCUGAUUAUGAUGUACCUAAUCGGAAUAAGAGAUCUGGUUUUUGGUGACAUUUUUAAGGAGAAUUAGAUAAAUGUUUGUUAAGUCAGCCCUUGCUUAUUAUGUUUUACCAAUAAACCUUCAAUAAGACCA
Drosophila bipectinata is the source of this 698-nucleotide messenger RNA. It is a transcript of the gene Naa20B, whose product is annotated as N(alpha)-acetyltransferase 20 B. Gene Ontology annotation, biological process: N-terminal peptidyl-methionine acetylation. The record is from RefSeq and is a predicted model, not a curated record. NCBI's taxonomy places the organism in Eukaryota, Metazoa, Arthropoda, Insecta, Diptera, Drosophilidae. Gene Ontology annotation, molecular function: protein-N-terminal amino-acid acetyltransferase activity. Gene Ontology annotation, cellular component: NatB complex.